AUGUCCCAGCUUUUAUUCCCUUCAAGGCAUGAGGAGAUUCCUUUUCAACCAAAUGGUAAUGCUUACAGAGACACGACUUCAUGUCCCCAGCUUUAUUCAUUCAAGGCUGUAGAAGAUUCCUUUCAGCAACCAAAUGGUAAUGCUUCAGAGACGACUUCAUGUCCCAGCUUUAUUCCUUCUUCAGCAACCUGCUGUGAAGAUUCCUUUCAACAACCAAAUGGUAAUGCUUCGAGACGACUUCAUGUCCCAGCUUUAUUCCUUCAAGGCUGUGAAGAUUCCUUUCAGCAACAAGUGGUAAUACUUCAGAGACGACUUCAUGUCCCCAGCUUUAUUCCUUCAAGGGCUGUAGAAGAUUCCUUUCAGCAACCAAAUAAUAAUGCUUCAGAGACGACUUCAUGUCCCAGCUUUUAUUCCUUCAAGGCUGUAGAAGAUUCCUUUCAGCAACCAAAUAAUAAUGCUCAGAGACGACUUUGUCCCAGCUUUUAUUCCUUCAAGGUUGUAGAAGAUUCCUUUCAGCAAGCAAAUGGUAAUGCUUCAGAGACGACUUCAUGUCCCAGCUUUAUUCCUUCAAGGCUGUGA
Molecule: messenger RNA, 579 nt
Organism: Acanthosepion pharaonis
Lineage: Eukaryota; Metazoa; Mollusca; Cephalopoda; Sepiida; Sepiidae
Source: the annotation of a GenBank genome assembly